This is a messenger RNA of Alternaria triticimaculans, 1035 nucleotides long. RefSeq lists its product as uncharacterized. NCBI's taxonomy places the organism in Eukaryota, Fungi, Ascomycota, Dothideomycetes, Pleosporales, Pleosporaceae. The transcript has a single exon. The coding region runs from base 1 to 1035 and encodes 344 amino acids. The record is from RefSeq and is a predicted model, not a curated record.
AUGGCUACCUUCUCCGAUCCAUCGACAUAUCUGAAUUUCCUCAUAUCCCCGCGAAUUCCUCCAGAGUUGGUCCUUAAGACUAUCCAGCACCUGCCUUUCAACGAUGGCUCGCUCAUUACCACUAUCCGGAGCGCACAUCCAAGACUUCGUGCCAUCUUCAGGAACUACGAAAGAUCCAUCACUGGCAGCUUCAUGAAGAAAGAGCUCCGGCACGCGGAGACAGACUUCAAGUGUGGGGAUGAUCGGCUCAACGUCGACUGGCUGGCCGAUUGCGUUCACAACUACGAUAUUGUCGAUGACGUUAUGGACGCCCUCUGCUCUGAGCACAACUUCAACGCAGUCUUACAACACAACGUCCCCCUCGCAAAUGCCGGGCUACUGCUAUUAUACCGCCUGACAUCAAUCGGUCAGUCCACCCCUCAACCCAACUCUAGCACAGCUCCAGCUAACCUCCCCUCAGAAGACCACGCAGACCGCCUAACCUACAUCAAAUCCCUCCCCCGCGACCCCCUGGUUGCAAUCUACCUCGUCCUCCACCACGCCACCCUCUCCGCCCGCUACCACGGUUCAGGCUGGAUAAACCAACGCACAUACGGCCGCUUCAUGGACGCAAACCAAGUCGAACUACGCAGCGAACUCGAAUUCUGCUUCGCAGAAGCUGCGCUAUGUCUCGGUCCGGAGUUCAUCUCAGACACGCUACUGCACCACGAUACCUCGAAUGCAGAGACUACGUUACUGAACUUCUACCAUGAUCAUGGCACGCAUGAUUGGGACUGGCCUUGUUGGGGGACGGCGAAGGGCGAGUUUGAGCCGCCUAGGACACAGGGGCCGCAUAGGGAGGAGGGGAGUGGCAGGAGUUUGUUCACGACGAUGUUGGAGAGGUUGGCGGAGUGUAUGGCAUGUGAGUUGGGUGAUGUUAGGCCGAGGGUUGAGCGGCAGCUUGAAAGUGCGGAGCAUGAGUUGGCGUAUUUGAGUUUAGCGGGGAAGGCAAGGUUGCUGGAAGGAAAGGAUGUGGAGGACGUCGGUGGUCGGUAG